AUGGUCUACACCAUAAAAGUUUGGAUCGAUGGGGGUUGCAGAGGCAAUGGAACACAAAAUGCAACUGGAGCCGCUGCCGCCGUUUUCGAAACAGAGCACGGUGACUUCACCUGGACGAGGUUGCUACCCUCACAUCCUCCGCCAACAAGCCAGCGUGCUGAAAUCGACGCCCUGAACCUAGCACUGGACCAAGCCCUGGUGUUGCAUGGGGAGCUUACCCGCCGCCCAGGGCUCGAUGUGAAAAUCUAUUCCGAUUCGAGAUACGUGGUUAACUGCAUGACCCAAUGGAUGCCCAGAUGGAUCAAUAAUGGCUGGCGAAAUUCUGCUGGCAGGAGUGUUGCGAAUCGAGAUCUACUAGACCAUUCUUGGUAUCUGGACAAUGAAUUGAAACAGCGGGGAUAUGUGGAGUAUCUCUGGAUCCCGAGGGAGGAAAACGAGAUUGCACACAGGCGGUGCGAUGAACUACUGAACAACCCCAACCACUGGCAGUAA
Molecule: messenger RNA, 492 nt
Organism: Penicillium cosmopolitanum
Lineage: Eukaryota; Fungi; Ascomycota; Eurotiomycetes; Eurotiales; Aspergillaceae
Product: ribonuclease H-like domain-containing protein
Exons: 1
Coding region: 1-492 (163 amino acids)
Biological process (GO): DNA replication, removal of RNA primer
Molecular function (GO): RNA-DNA hybrid ribonuclease activity; nucleic acid binding
Source: RefSeq, a predicted model, not a curated record